Molecule: messenger RNA, 2519 nt
Organism: Electrophorus electricus (electric eel)
Lineage: Eukaryota; Metazoa; Chordata; Actinopteri; Gymnotiformes; Gymnotidae
Source: RefSeq, a predicted model, not a curated record
GACGUCACUCCGUCUGGCCAAUCGCAGCGAAGGCUUGCGUGAUGACAUCAUCCUCGGGGGGCCACUGGGUUCGUCGAUUAAUAAGAGCACGUCGCUUCAUUCUCGGCAGUGACUUCGCAAAAUUACGAACUGCAAAGUUAUCAUUCAAGAAAGAGAGAAAAGAGAGAAAACAGUUCAGUCGUGGUGUCUGGAGACUCUCCCACUGCGCUGGCGCUGUCUGGCCUCAGAAAUGUUGGAGGUGGAGCACGAAACUAAGAUGCAGAUGCUAGAAAAUAAAGAUAUUGUUGUACAGAAUGUGAACAUUCAAGGCUUAAGAAGAACUAAACAGGAUUACUUGGACAAUGAGAUCUCAAAUGUCUUUAAUGCCAAAAACAUCAUUGACGUGAUGAAGCAAUCGCCCAAAGCCAGGCAGAGGUUGCUCCGUCUGGGUAUAUUCAAAGAGGUGGAGGUACUAAUUGACAUCUCAGAAGGAAAGGAUGCACUACCUACUGGACUGGAUGUGACAUUUUAGGUGACGGAGGUGAACAGAGUGACUGGCAGUUAUAACACCAUGGUUGGUAACAAUGAGGGCAGCAUGGUGCUUGGCAUUAAGGUGCCCAACAUAUUUGGCCGUGGAGAGAGGCUCACCUUCCAGUUCUCACACAGAACUAAGGAGGCCUCUUAUGGCUUGUCUUUCUUUAAACCUCAGCCAGGAUGCUUUGAGCGCAAUCUCACAUUAAACCUUUUCAAAGGGACCAGGCAGUUUCUAUGGCGUUCAUUGAAGAAGACUGACAGGGGAGCUUCCACAGGGGUCAACUCCCCUGUCUGGAUGACGGACCACACUCUGAAGUGGGAGGCGGUGUAGCAACACCUGGGCUGCCUGGCACGUGUCGCCUUGUUCGCUGUCCGUGAAGAAAGUGGCCUCGCGCUCAAAAGUGCCCUUUCUCACACCAUGGUGCUAGACACCCGGAACUGUCGUCUGUUUCCAAGAAGAGGGGCCUUACUGCAGAUCAGCCGGGAGCUGGCGGGUUACACGGGCGGAGACGCUAGCCUUCUGAAGGAGGAUCUUGAGCUGCAGCUGAACAGUCCUUUCCUCUGGGACUUUGUGUUUUCUGCAUCUCUCAGGGGAGGAAUGAUAUUUCCCAUUGGUGAUCGACCAGUCUCCAUUGCUGAUAGUUUCUACCUGGGCGGUCCAACACUGAGAGGAUUUGGGUUGUACAAUAUUGGCCCUCAGAGUGAAGGUGACUACCUGGGUGGAGAUGCAUACUGGGCCGGUGGGCUUCACUUGUACACACCCCUUCCGAUCUCCUCCACCUGGGGAGGCCUCUUCAGAAUGCAUUUCUUCCUUAAUGCUGGGAACCUUUGCAACCUUAGCUAUGGGGAGGGUGCGCAUGCCAACUUGCAGAAGCUAGCGGAGUGUAUCCGCUGGUCUUACGGAACGGGCCUCACAUUUCGACUGGGAAAUAUUGCAAGGCUAGAACUCAAUUACUGCAUUCCCAUGGGUAUCCACCAUGGAGGCAGGUAACUGCAUAAACACACUGUGGCCAGCAGUACAGUUUUUGUUGUGUGGCAUGUUUGGACUGAAACAAGGAUGACAGCCCAUAUCUGGUACACCAGGAGGGAACUCCAGUCUUUUCAAUGUACACCAUUUAGAGGGACGAAAUAACAGGCUAUACACUUGCGUCUUAUUUUUACAAGCGCUAAGAGAACAUCUCAAGUUGAUUCUAAAUGUGCCAUUUGUAUCCAAAGUCUUGUCUCUCAACAUGAGGACCAAAGUAGUGUCAGUACCAUCAUAAGGCUGAAUAAGCAGCAUAGACUAAAGACACAGGUAAACAUUAGGUGUAUUGAAAUGAACUAUUUAGUAUAUUGUUAAGAGGCUAUAAUGCACUGUGAUGUAUUAUUGUGGAAACCAUGGUAUCAUUCCAUUCCCCCUUGGAAGGAUAUGCAGCGGUGUGCAGUUUGGUGCGGGGAUUUGUUUCUUGUGAUGUCCUCAGCUGCCGCACUGGAUCUGAAGCCAAAGUGGCAGAGGAAGCGUUGCUGUGUAUUGACAGAACACGAGACACCACAUCACCACAAACGCUGUUCUGGAGUUUGUCAUCACUGCUGUUUAAAGAUAAGGUAUUAUAACACUGAGGUAUUCAAACCACAGUUCUUAAGGUCUGAGAACUACAGAUAUUAUUCACUCUCUAUACCCUGGAGUCUGGUGUGACAAAAACAAAAAUUAACUGUUCGGUUAGCAAGUGAUUACAGAAUCCAGGACCUGAUUUCGAUUGGAGGUGAGAGCUGAAAGUCUCUUCACUAAGUGAAGGAUGAUCACUGAACUUCGUUUAAUUCUUGACAGUUCUUUUGUUUUUUCAGGUUUUGUUGCAUACUUCCCAACUUAUAAUGGAAUACUGUAUAUUUUAUGUAAAUAUAUUAAUGCACAACUGGCUCCACAUCCAGUCUGUUCAUUCUGCGAGGUGUUUGUGAAUGUUAGAUUUGCUUGCAUGUUUCCGUGAGGUGAAGCAGUGCUCUUCUUCCAAGAUCUCAGUUUAAUGACA